AACUCCCUCCCCCAGGUGCAGAUUUUUGCUCCCACCUGGUGAUGUUUGGAUGAUGAUGUCAUGGGGGAGGGCAGAUCUCCUUAUAUUGAGCUGCUGGGGGGGCCAGAUGGUACUCAGUCUCACUGCUUGCUGCUACAGACGGUAACAAGAAUGGCAUCUACUGGUCUCCAGAUCCUCGGCAUGGCCCUGGCCCUCAUCGGGUGGGUAGGGGCCGUCGUCACGUGCGCUCUGCCCAUGUGGAAGGUGUCGGCCUUCAUCGGGAAUAACAUCGUGGUGUCGCAGAUCGUCUGGGAGGGCUUGUGGAUGAACUGCAUCGUGCAGAGCACCGGCCAGAUGCAGUGCAAGGUCUACGACUCGCUGCUCGCCCUGCCGCAGGACCUGCAAGCCGCCCGGGCCCUCACAAUAAUCGGCAUCUUGGUGGCCCUGCUGGCCAUGCUCAUUGGCAUUGUGGGCGCCAAGUGCACCAACUGCGUGGAGGAUGAGAAUACCAAGGCGAAGGUCAGCAUGGUGGCCGGCGUGGUCUUCCUGGUAGCCGGGAUUCUCACGCUCAUCCCGGUCUGCUGGUCCGCCAACACCAUCAUCAGGAACUUCUACAACCCGCUGGUUCCUGAAGCCCAGAAGCGCGAGCUGGGGGCCUCUCUGUACAUUGGCUGGGCGGCCGCUGCCCUGAUGCUCCUUGGGGGAGGGAUGCUGUGCUGCUCCUGCCCCAAGAAGGAGAGCACCCCGUACACGGCCCGUUACACGGCCCCCACCUCCCAGCCGCGCAGCGACUACCCCAGCAAGAACUACGUGUGAGGACCACCCGGGGACUCUUCGUGGACUCUGUGACCACAUUGCCUGUCAUGGCUGCCAGUCCAGAGACUGUGGUGGGGGAGGGGAUUGGAAGGGAUUUUUAUAUAUAUAUUUUUUUUUCACUGGAAUUACUCAAUAAAUACGGUUUUUAUAUGGUAA
Messenger RNA from Spea bombifrons (plains spadefoot toad), 951 nucleotides. RefSeq names its product claudin-4-like. Gene Ontology annotation, biological process: cell adhesion; bicellular tight junction assembly. Gene Ontology annotation, molecular function: structural molecule activity. The record is from RefSeq and is a predicted model, not a curated record. The coding region runs from base 61 to 795 and encodes 244 amino acids. NCBI's taxonomy places the organism in Eukaryota, Metazoa, Chordata, Amphibia, Anura, Pelobatidae. The transcript has 2 exons. Gene Ontology annotation, cellular component: plasma membrane; bicellular tight junction.